CUGUUUGUGCGUGCUUGUGUGAAUUGAAAUAUUUGGUAUUAGGUUUCUAUUUCACAACUGUGGCUCCGCUGUACAAUGGUUUCGAUUUACAAAGAAAUCUGUUUAUUUCCAUUGUUAAGACAAACAAGUCUUAACAUAAUGAACUCGCGAUAUCUGGUCUUAAUGAAACUCGUCCAUCAAUAGUUCCCAUUGAGUAAUGGCUAUGGAAAGAUUGUAUGGAACCUAUUGUGGUCAUUAUUGUAAACCAUUUAGAGGCAAAAUAUUUAAAAGAGAAAUCUAUUCACACUUUUCUCAUUGUCUGUUUAGUUGCGUUACAAUAAUUGUUAACAAGAAGAGUACAACAAAAUAUAGUCUACUGAGGAUAAUAUUUGUGUAGUUCUUUUAGAAGAAAUGAAUCCAGCUAACCAAGUGAUGCCUGUUCAAUUACCAAGUGGAAAUAUGGGAAACCAGGUUCAAAAUCCAGUAAACGCAAUGAUGCCUGCUCUAUUUCCAAAUGGAAACAUGGGAUACCAGGUUCAAAAUCAACCAAACCAAGUGAUGCCUGCUCUAUUACCAAAUGGAAAUAUAGGAUACCAGGUUCAAAUAAACCCAGAGGCUUCUAAUAUGGUUGGACCAACUCCACUCUCACAAAUGCGUAACCUGUCGCUAAAUCAAGAGGCCAACCCUCCAACAACAGAAGAAUUGAAUUACGAGACGAUAUGGGGCUAUCCACCAUUCAAUAGAGCAGAGAGUAUAUGCAUCCUUAACAAACAGGGUGAUUGGUGGAAAGCUCGAUCUCGCGAGACCGGACAAGAAGGUUUCAUUCCAAGCAACUAUGUGGCUCUAGAGGACAGCAUUGAAUGUGAAAGAUGGUUCUUUGGGAAGAAGAGUGAGAAAGAAUGCGAGAGAAUGUUGGUUCAACAAAAACCUGGAACUUAUAUGAUUACGGAAAGUAAAACAGAACCUGGAAUCUACCGAAUCUCUUUAACCAUUCAAGAAGCAUUGACCCUGCUUGUGAAGCAUCAAACAAUCCCACUACCUCAUGACCGUCAUCAUAAACAUCAUAAACAGGCAUUUAUUGGUAACUACAUCGGCCGUGCUCAAAGGGGAUCAAUCAUGAAGUAUGGAGAGCACGAGAAACCUGAGACCUCAGGCAUAGCACCCGGUGAUUGGGAGAUCGGUCGCGAACAUCUUACACAACAAAAGAAACUUGGAGCUGGGGCUUUUGGGGAGGUGUGGAAAGGUUCAAUCCACGUUACUGUGACUAAUGAACGAAGGUUUCAUCAAGAUGUUGCUAUAAAGGAACUGCAACCUUGUACCAUGUCCCCUGAAGCUUUCCUUCAAGAAGCCGAGAUAAUGAGGAAGUUGAGACACCCAAAUAUUGUUAGCAUUUAUGCCGUGGUCAUUACUGAACCGAUAAACAUCGUAACUGAGUUCAUGUGCCAUGGAAGUUUGCUUGAUUAUCUUAAAGAUGGACCUGGGAGCUUUUUUCCCUUUGUAGACCUGAUUGAUAUGGCUGCCCAGAUUGCAGCAGGAAUGGCAUUCAUUGAGCAAGAAAAAUACAUUCACCGUGAUCUUCGUGCUGAUAAUGUAUUGGUGGGGGAGAACAGAGUUUGUAAAGUAGCCGACUUUGGAUUGGCAAGGUUGAUUAAGGAUGAUGUAUACAUGUCAACAGGAUCCAAGUUCCCAGUCAAAUGGACAGCACCUGAAGCUAUAAUUCACAGACGGUUCACAAUCAAAUCGGAUGUUUGGAGUUUUGGGAUCUUGCUCACUGAGAUUCUUACUAAAGGGAAGGAACCUUAUCCAGGAAUGCAAAACGAAGAAGUAAAGCAAAAGAUUUGCGAGGGCUAUCGCAUGCCGAAAAAACAGAUUAAACCUUACUGCCCUGUUCAAUUAUAUGCACUGAUGUUGCAAUGCUGGGAUGAAGAUGCUGACCAGAGACCAGGAUUUGAGGCCAUACAGGAUACUUUGGAAGACUUCUGCUACGGGACUUCACUUUCAAGACCGCUGAAGAACAUAUAAUUCUAAAACAGUGUAGUGAUAACACAAAUGCUCCAUAUACUCAAUAAUGUGGUCGUAGUUAGUAGAUUAAAAUUAAAUAAAUUGUAAAGAAUAAAUCAUUUCAUUUAA
Molecule: messenger RNA, 2109 nt
Organism: Ciona intestinalis (vase tunicate)
Lineage: Eukaryota; Metazoa; Chordata; Ascidiacea; Phlebobranchia; Cionidae
Source: RefSeq, a predicted model, not a curated record